Messenger RNA from Lycium ferocissimum, 916 nucleotides. Its product is annotated as kiwellin-like. The transcript has a single exon. The record is from RefSeq and is a predicted model, not a curated record. Bases 194 to 832 code for a protein of 212 amino acids. Lineage: Eukaryota; Viridiplantae; Streptophyta; Magnoliopsida; Solanales; Solanaceae.
AUUCAACACAAUCAACCUAUUUGACACGUCUACAACUCUACUAAUCGAACAUCACGGCUCACAAAAAGAACAAAUAAAAAUUUCUCAUCAUCAAUAUUUACUGCCUAUAUAUAUUCGCCCAUUUGGACAGUUUCCUUCACCCAUCAACACUUUCUUACUCAUUAACCUUCUCAAUAUUACAAAAGUAGCUACCAUGGCUAAUCUAGCCUUUCUUUCUCUUUGUAUUAUUUUCACAAUUUCCAUUUCUUCUUCUAACGCCAUUUCCCAAUGCAACGGUCCUUGUAAAACCUGGGAUGAUUGUGACGGUCAAUUAAUUUGCAUAAACGGAAAAUGUAACGAUGACCCUAACGCUGAAACCAACAUUUGCAAAAAUAACCCUCCUUCCGUCCCUUCUCCUACAACCGAUACGUGCGAGCCAUCUGGCACGGUCAAUUGCAACGGUAUACACCCUGUAUACCGUUGCUCACCACCCGUCUCCGCCUCUACACCUGCUAACCUUACCCUCAAUGAUUUCAGUGACGGCGGAGACGGGGGUGGUCCAGGGGCAUGUGAAGGGAAAUAUUAUGACAAUAACGAAAGCGUAGUCGCGUUGUCUACUGGAUGGUUUGCGGGACGUUCAAGGUGUGGAAAAAUGAUACGUAUUCAGGCUAAUGAUAAGACUACAACGGCCAAAGUUGUGGAUGAAUGUGAUUCUACUACUGGUUGUGAUGAAGAACAUGAUUAUCAGAGUCCAUGUAAAAAUAACAUAGUUGAUGGUUCUAUUGCUGUGUGGAAUGCUUUAGAGUUGGAUUCAAAUGAGGGAAUAGCUCCUAUCACUUGGUCCAUGGUCUAGGUUAUUAUGUGCUUUAAUUUUCAUAAUGUAAUUUGGAUAAGCGUGACAUCUUAUAUGUAAUAACUAGUGAAUUUAUCCGCGCUU